Molecule: messenger RNA, 1171 nt
Organism: Sinocyclocheilus grahami
Lineage: Eukaryota; Metazoa; Chordata; Actinopteri; Cypriniformes; Cyprinidae
Product: phosphoenolpyruvate carboxykinase [GTP], mitochondrial-like
Exons: 2
Coding region: 5-592 (195 amino acids)
Biological process (GO): response to starvation; gluconeogenesis; hepatocyte differentiation
Cellular component (GO): cytosol
Molecular function (GO): GTP binding; manganese ion binding; phosphoenolpyruvate carboxykinase (GTP) activity
Source: RefSeq, a predicted model, not a curated record
UAAAAUGUACCUGUCUUUUUUCCCAGGUGUGCCUUUGGUGUACGAGUCAUUUAACUGGCGUCACGGUGUGUUUGUGGGUGCAGCCAUGAGAUCUGAAUCCACAGCUGCUGCUGAACACAAAGGUAAAGUAAUCAUGCAUGACCCCUUCGCCAUGCGUCCUUUCUUCGGUUACAACUUCGGUGACUACUUGGCCCACUGGUUGAGUAUGGAGACACGCAAGGGCCAGACCCAACUCCCCAAGAUCUUCCACGUCAACUGGUUCAGGAAAGAUCAGAAGACCGGCUCUUUCUUGUGGCCAGGGUUUGGAGAGAACGCCCGUGUCCUCGAGUGGAUCUUCAAACGAUGCGGCUGUACCAGUGAAGACGAGGCUGCCACCAAAAGCAUUGUGGGAUGGAUUCCACAAAACGGUGCCAUAAACACAGAAGGCCUAGGUGGAAAUAUCGAUAUGGGUGCCCUCUUUGACCUGCCCAAACCCUUCUGGCAGAAGGAAACACGGGAGCUUCGGACCUACCUCACCCAGCAGGUUGGAGCUGAUCUGCCCGCACAAGUGGAAGGAGAGCUGAGGGCGCUGGAGGAGAGAGUAAGGGAUUGAACAGACGCUACAUUACAUUGAUGUUGAGCAGAUGUGAAGAAUAGGAUGGGAUGAGGUGGAGGUAACUGUUUUAAUGUGACUGUUGCACUGCAGUGGAUGCUGCACCUGAGAAACACAAAACCAAAAAGUUCACAAGAUGCCAUCAGUGUUAUCAAUACUUAGGUGCCUUAUUUGAUCUUACAGUAGAAGCUAAAAACUCUAUUUAAUGUUUAUAAACUAUGUCCCAAAAUGCCUUUUAGAUUAUUUUACUAAAACAAGACCACAUUAUGAAUUUAAACCACAGCAUCUUCAAAAUAUAUAUAUAGUUUAAGAGUACACUACCUAAUAUCUGUUGAUUUUGAGCAAAGAUAUUAGACAUGUCUUCAAGGAGAGCACCAAUACGAUCAUUUUUUACUCGCCUAAUGAAAGCUGAAGUUUUAUUUCUAACGAUUUUGCCUUUUAUCAGUGGAAUUUGAUUGACAUGAAUCAGGUUGAGCUUGGGUUGAGCUUUCCGGACCAAAGAACACAGACAAGUCUCAGUCAUUGAAUGUGUGCAUGUUUUUACAUGAGCUAACUGAAUAAAUACAACUCUAAACCAAA